AGCCAUGCUGUUUAAAGCAGCUCUUUCCUGUGUCUUCCUUCCCCUUCUUUUCUGUCUCACUCUGUCUCUCUCCCUGCAUCUCCCUCCUGUCUUUGCUCUGCUUCCAAACCACAGUCUUAGCCUUUCUUUCUUCAGUAACUCGGGAGUUUCCCGGUUCCUCCUCUUCUGAACCCCUGUGUCUGUCUGCUCUGCAGGAUGCUGCGGCUAAGUGUGUUUGGGCUGGAUCUGGGCUCUGUGGUGGCUUCCCCGUGGCAUCUUCUUCUGCUUGGAGCCGCUUCCUGGCUUUUGGCCAGAAUCCUUGCCUGGACUUACUCAUUCGGUGAGAACUGCUCCCGCCUCAGAUGUUUCCCUCAGGGCCCUAAGAGGAACUGGUUUUUGGGCCAUCUGGGCAUGAUCCAAAGCAACGAGGAAGGCAUGCAGCUGGUGACUGAAAUGGGCCAGACCUUCCGAGAUGUCCAUCUCUGUUGGCUAGGACCCGUCAUCCCUGUGCUGAGGCUUGUUGACCCUGCAUUUGUUGCCCCCCUGCUGCAGGCUCCAGCUUUGGUGGCCCCCAAGGACAUGACUUUCUUAGGCUUCCUGAAGCCCUGGCUGGGGGAUGGGCUCUUCCUGAGUUCUGGUGACAAGUGGAGCCGCCACCGCCGUCUCCUGACGCCUGCCUUCCACUUUGACAUCCUGAAGCCCUAUGUGAAGAUUUUUAACGAGAGUGUGAACAUCAUGCAUGCCAAGUGGCAGCGCCUAUCCUCAGAGGGCAGCGCACGUCUGGAAAUGUUUGAGAACAUCAGCCUCAUGACCUUGGACAGUCUGCAGAGAUGCCUCUUCGGCUUUGACAGCAACUGUCAGGAGUCUCCCAGUGAAUACAUUGCUGCCAUCUUAGAGCUCAGCGCCCUCAUAGUAAAAAGGUCCCAGCAGCUCCUCCUGUUGAUAGACUUCCUGUACUACCGCACUGCUGAUGGGCGGCGCUUCCUUAAGGCCUGUGACCUGGUGCACAGCUUCACAGAUGCCGUGAUCAAGGAGAGACGCCGCACCCUCUCUAGCCAAAGUGUUAAUGAGUCCCUGAAGGCCAAUGCUAAGUCUAAGUCUAAGACUUUGGACUUCAUCGAUGUGCUCUUGUUGGCCAAGGAUGAACACGGAAAGGAGCUAUCAGACGAGGACAUCCGGGCAGAGGCUGACACCUUCAUGUUUGGAGGCCAUGAUACCACAGCCAGCGCACUCUCCUGGAUCCUGUACAACCUGGCAAGGCAUCCGGAAUACCAGGAGCGCUGCCGGCAGGAGGUGCGGGAGCUCCUGAGGGACCGAGAGCCUGAGGAGAUUGAAUGGGACGACUUGGCCCAGCUGCCCUUCCUGACCAUGUGCAUCAAGGAGAGCCUGCGGCUGCAUCCCCCAGCUAUAGACCUCCUCCGCCUCUGCACCCAGGACAUUGUGCUGCCUGAUGGCCGGGUCAUCCCCAAAGGGAACAUCUGUGUCAUCAGCAUCUUUGGAAUUCAUCACAAUCCUUCAGUCUGGCCAGAUCCUGAGGUCUAUGACCCCUUCCGCUUUGACCCAGAAAACCCUCAGAAGAGGUCACCUCUGUCUUUUAUUCCCUUCUCCGCUGGGCCCAGGAACUGCAUAGGACAGACUUUUGCCAUGACUGAGAUGAAGGUGGUGUUGGCGCUGACGCUGCUCCGGUUCCGGGUCCUGCCUGAUGACACCGAGCCACGCAGGAAGCCGGAGCUGAUCCUGCGCGCGGAGGGCGGGCUGUGGCUGCGAGUGGAGCCGCUGACCAGGGGUGAGCAGUGACCCCACACCCGGCCUGGGACCUCCUCACGGUCCUGAGGACCUCUGCGAAGCCCAGAAUUAACAGGGCUCCACCAACUGCCAGCAGGUGUCGCUGGAGGACCUCAGAACCCGCUAUGGUCUCGGUUAGAGGAGGCGGGGCUUGUGUCUUUGAACUCUGGUUUGCUGAUUAGCCAAGCAAGGCUUUCCUGCUGCUGUUGAGUCUUUGCCAGCUCAAGCUUGAACCUUAUCCUAUUAGAGCCACUGUAGCUUUUUGAGCAGAGUGGGAGACGCCUGCUUGAGACUGUUCGUCACUGAAAGAAAGCAUUAUAAUCGUA
This is a messenger RNA of Acomys russatus (golden spiny mouse), 2090 nucleotides long. RefSeq names its product cytochrome P450 4F5. The transcript is spliced from 12 exons. Gene Ontology annotation, molecular function: monooxygenase activity; heme binding; iron ion binding. The coding region runs from base 196 to 1776 and encodes 526 amino acids. The record is from RefSeq and is a predicted model, not a curated record. NCBI's taxonomy places the organism in Eukaryota, Metazoa, Chordata, Mammalia, Rodentia, Muridae.